AUGAAAUUCGCUAAGAAGAAUCCCGUUCGACUUCUUUCACGAUCAGCUGCAUCAUCCGAAAAGCUGCCUUUGGUUGUGAAUUUAACAAUAGUGAAGUUGGAUGGUGAUGAGUACAAUAUUCAAGUCGGCAGAAACGCAACUCUAGCGAAGGUUAAGAAAGCUGUAGAGAAUGUUUUUGCGGAAAAAGGAGUAAGUUGGCCUCUCGUAUGGAACUACUUCUGUUUGGUAUAUAAGGAUUAUGAACUCAUAGACGGCGAAUCGGUGUGCAAGGAAUAUAAACUGAUAGACAAUAAAGAUAGAAUCAGAAACAUCCCGAUCAAGGAUGGAGGAAAGCUCUAUUUUGUGCACCAUCGCCAACCAGGUGCAACUUGUUCGUUCAGACGACCAUUCGUGUGGAGUAGCAUCUUUGUACUGCCACAAGUAUCCACUGAUGGACGAUACUGA
Papaver somniferum (opium poppy) is the source of this 444-nucleotide messenger RNA. RefSeq lists its product as uncharacterized. The coding region runs from base 1 to 444 and encodes 147 amino acids. Gene Ontology annotation, biological process: mRNA splicing, via spliceosome. The transcript has a single exon. The record is from RefSeq and is a predicted model, not a curated record. NCBI's taxonomy places the organism in Eukaryota, Viridiplantae, Streptophyta, Magnoliopsida, Ranunculales, Papaveraceae. Gene Ontology annotation, cellular component: U12-type spliceosomal complex.